This is a messenger RNA of Bipolaris victoriae FI3, 387 nucleotides long. RefSeq lists its product as hypothetical. The transcript is spliced from 2 exons. Lineage: Eukaryota; Fungi; Ascomycota; Dothideomycetes; Pleosporales; Pleosporaceae. The record is from RefSeq and is a predicted model, not a curated record. The annotation marks the transcript as partial.
ACCAUGAGAGCCUCUUGGAUCUAUCUUACUUCCGCCUUGUGUAUGGGGGCUGUUGCCUAUGACACCCCGUACGCCAUGAGCACGUCUGACUUUUCUGGAAUUUCCGGGGACUCGUACCAGUGCGAAAAUAGAAUGAAACCUUCAGUCACUUGUACGGACCCGGCACUAAACAACGACACCUGCUCGUGCACUUGCACAAACGGCAUCAUCUUCAACCAGCCUGUUACAUCACCUAGUCAGAACAACGGGGGCAACGAUGCUUCACUCGACACAUGUCAGGCGGAAAAGGAUCAAUACAUGGAGCGCGAGCGAGAGGCGAUGGAUAAACUUAAUGAGGCAGAACAGGCGCACCUCAAGUGCCAGGAAGGACAGGGCGCUGAACUUUAG